CGGAAAGAGAGCACAGCAGAGGUGGGAGAAGCGCGAAGUCAGAGUCGAGUGCAUUAGGGUUAGGGUUUUUUGAAGGUUUCUGCGCGGAAUUCUGCGAAAUCAUACCCGCCAUGGAAGAGAUCGUCGAGGGAGUCAACAACAUCAACCUCUCCGAUUCUCACAAGAAGAACCGAAUUCAGGUCUCUAACACCAAGAAGCCGCUCUUCUUCUACGUCAAUCUCGCCAAGAGGUACAUGCAGCAGCACAAUGAGGUCGAGCUUUCAGCUUUGGGAAUGGCUAUAGCGACGGUGGUUACGGUUGCUGAAAUUCUGAAAAACAAUGGCUUGGCCGUGGAGAAGAAGAUCAUGACAUCUACGGUUGACAUCAAGGAUGAUUCCAGAGGAAGACCGGUGCAAAAGGCCAAGAUUGAGAUAGUACUUGGGAAAACCGCAAACUUCGAUGAGCUAAUGGCUGCAGCAGCAGAAGAGAGGGAGGCUGCUGAAGCUCAGGAGCAGAGCUGAACAAGGAUAUUGGGGGGCUUUUAAGGUGUCGGUUGUGGAGAUUGCUCGUCAAUGAUUGAUUUUUCCCUAAAAGUUUUGCUGAUACGUGAACACUAGUAUUGUAAUGCAGCAGGAUGAAGGUUUUGGAAAGAACACUUGUAGUCAGUAUUAGUUGCUUCUUCUGUAUCAAUCGAAAGUAUCCUUCUUUAUCAACUCAUGCAUUAGGAGUCGCCUAGUUCAUUGCUUGCUUGGUUAGUCUCUAUUCUAUUCAUACAUCAUUUAAGAAAAGGGUUCUGUAUAAGAUAUGAUAGUGAUACUGGUGGUUUCCUUGUUUUAUUUCUUUGGCCGUUGGAUUCAGUUC
This is a messenger RNA of Punica granatum (pomegranate), 840 nucleotides long. NCBI's taxonomy places the organism in Eukaryota, Viridiplantae, Streptophyta, Magnoliopsida, Myrtales, Lythraceae. The record is from RefSeq and is a predicted model, not a curated record.